CCCUAGUCGGGUGACAUCAUAUAUAAUCAUUGACUGCUGCUCAUGGAUUAAGUUGUGAAGCGGUCUUGACAAUCGGUUGUUCUAUAGGUUUGUAACGUUUUAAUAAGGUUAGGCGAAGAUUGAUCAACUUAAAUUGCCAUCAGAGGUCACCAUGAGAUCAAGGCCAUCCACACCGUGUACACCUUUAUCUCUCUCCACGGAAAACCCCCUGACCAGGAGGUCACGCAGCACCGACCCCACUUCCCCUUACACCACGGAGGAAUAUAAAUACAGGAAAACGCGCCACCAUUUCCAGCGCCUUAUAAGCGAGAAUACAUCAUGUGUCAUCAAGUGUGUGGUAGUUAUCUCCCUUGGGCUUAACAUCGUCGCGAUCCCUGCUUUGGUCGGCGUGGUGUUUGGGCCUGUCAUGCAUUGGUCUUGCAAUCUGAAAGAUAAGCUGUCAAACAACGUAUGCCUACCCUGUGGAGAGGAUGGAGUACCCGGGGUGGAUACAAAGCGCACAGAGAGCGGAUACUGCUGCGUUGAGGCUUCCAACCCAGAUCUGCAAGCUCUUCUUGAGAAGAAACUUAUUCGGACCUCUCCUGUUCUGGGCAAUCGUCGCAAAUGUGAACCAGAUGGAUCCGGACAGAGGAGGACUAAAAGCCGGAAACCACUGAGGCCCCUUACCCUGGCCAGGCUUAUCCUGGAUGUUAAGGCGACCAAACACGACAGGGAGUUCAGAUGGUUAGGGGAUGAUCCACAUGGCCUCGCUUUCGUUCAAGGCGAUCUGUCAUUCGACGGGGGGUCGUUUCAAGUGCUGAAAGGUGGAAUAUUCCGAAUCCGGAGUCAUCUCAGUUUUGACACAUAUUUCAACAAGUUACCCCGCGCAGCUGAUCAUAUACAGAAUCACGAUGUCUUGAAGAAGAUGCAUGGUGGAUACGAUACUUUAAUGACGGAGAAAGUGACUAUAAAAAACCGGACGUACUUGUCGUCUGACAUUGACCUUACUAUUAAACUGCGCGCCAACGACAGCGUGUGUGUAAACGUGAACACUUUCUCGCUGCUGUACAAUCUUCCAUUAGCGAAUACUUUUGAGAUUGAGAGAAUAUCGUCUUGAGAAUGCUGACAGGAAUGCUGGAAUGUGUGCGCGUAUGUGCGUGUGCGUGUGCAUGGUGGGAUGAGUAUAGGCUUAAUAGUAGAAGUAUGCCACACUGUGAAUGAAUGGGGUGAGGUGUGGCGGGGUAAUUUAUCCAAGCACAAACCGGCAGGAACUUAAUCGACCUCGCCAAUUGUUAGAUUGAAAUGCUGGAUGUCUUGUAAAAAAACGGGUUGUGAACAAAAUACGGAAAUUACCGAUAUUUUGCGAAUGCAAAUCGAUGGAAGGGAGAUAACUCUAAAUCUG
Haliotis rubra (blacklip abalone) is the source of this 1381-nucleotide messenger RNA. RefSeq lists its product as uncharacterized. Bases 152 to 1096 code for a protein of 314 amino acids. The transcript is spliced from 5 exons. The record is from RefSeq and is a predicted model, not a curated record. Gene Ontology annotation, molecular function: protein binding. NCBI's taxonomy places the organism in Eukaryota, Metazoa, Mollusca, Gastropoda, Lepetellida, Haliotidae.